AUGCCAAGCAUUUUAGAAACAAACCCUCAAAACACUUCUACCUCUCGUAUCUCGAGCGGCAAGUUCGAGGUUCUGGACGGACUUCUUGAAGACAAAGCCGCCUGGAAGACUAAGAAUGACAGCAAAGGGGACGCACCGCAAGUCGAAAGAGAAAGUGAGGACGGUCUCACCAAAUCCAUGGCAAGCCUUGCCAUGAGCACUGCUUCGAAGGCAGACUCAACGGUUCCAGAGUGGAGGCGAGAAGGUUCAAGACCAGAAAAGUACAUUUCUAACCCUGCUGGCAGCAAGGCACAAAGCGGAUUGAUGCGAAAACCAGACCUUUUCGGCCGCACCUUGGUCCCUACGGCCAGCAGAGUAUCUUGCACAUUCACACGAACCUGGGAUCAGCCUCGAAUGGCCGAAGCAGGGUUUCUCAACUACUAUCCAUUCCAUAAACAUGAGUUCGCACUGGGAACCAUCAUCCGAGGAGUCAUUCAUGAACAGGACAUCAUGAACACACCCAGGCCCGCGCCGUCCAACGCUCCGACCGCCAUCACCAACGCCGGCAAAGAACACGUCACGCACGGAGACUUUGGCCCAGUCUACUCUGAAAACCGCAUCCUGAUCGUCGUAAACAACCGGCCCGGGGACCAUUACCUCGCCGUCCCCGUGUACUCGCACAAAGGCAACGGUCUUGCCAAGAAGCUCCACAGCGACGAAUACGUCUCGGUCGCGGAUCACCGCUACCUCGCGAACUGCCAGCAGCAGUCUGCCCACGCUCCUCUCGUGACGGAGUUUCUGAAGGACGGUGUGGAAGAACUGCUGCCCGUGAGCGCGGCGUACGCUUCGUACCCUGUUUCGCGCAAAUACGGUUUGCCCGUGGCCCAUCAGGGUAGACUGGAUGACGAAAGUACGAAGCGCCUGGUUGCGAUGUAUCUCAAGUGGGGGAACCUUAUGAAAAUGAAGAUUAACGUUCGCCCAACGGAGUGGAUAAAGAAAUCGAUCAAAUACAGGGCUUGA
Letharia lupina is the source of this 999-nucleotide messenger RNA. RefSeq lists its product as uncharacterized. Lineage: Eukaryota; Fungi; Ascomycota; Lecanoromycetes; Lecanorales; Parmeliaceae. Bases 1 to 999 code for a protein of 332 amino acids. The record is from RefSeq and is a predicted model, not a curated record. The transcript has 2 exons.